AUGCCCCCACUUUCUCCCUCUCCCUCUCCCUCUCUCCCCCCCUCUCCCUCUCACUCUCCCUCUCCCUCUCCGUCCCCCCCUCCCUCUCACUCUACCUCUCCCUCUAUUUUUGUCCAGGCGGCACCACCAACAGCAGCAGCAGGCACAGCACUAGGCGCAGUAGCAGGCGCAGCAACAGGCGGCGCAGCACAAGUGGAAGAAGCAGCAGCCACUCGUGACCCUUCUAAUGCUCCUGUAGAAUUAACAGCAGCAGACGCAGCAGCAAUAGCUCCAGAGGAGCAGCAGCAGUAG
Messenger RNA from Closterium sp. Yama58-4, 291 nucleotides. The record is from the annotation of a GenBank genome assembly. Lineage: Eukaryota; Viridiplantae; Streptophyta; Zygnematophyceae; Desmidiales; Closteriaceae.